CCUUGCUCUGCCCUCUGCCCUCACCCUCCCCAUCCAUCCCCUGGCUGCAGUCAUUGGAGAGACCAUAAUGAGAUAAGUGUGAGCUCACGGGCCCGCUAUUUAACCCCUGCACCCAGGGCAUAAGCAAUAGCUAGUGGCUGAAAAGGAGACACAAGGGCAGGUAAAUUAGUGUUUGGUAAGAAAGGGCAGAGCAGGCUUUGCCCAGGUCGUGUAUGGGGAUCUGUGAAAGGGGAAAGAAGAGCAGGAGCUGACCACAGUGAAACAAACUCAGAGUAAGUUAAAUACAGCUUCCCUUCACUGUUCAUUCCAUGAACUCUGUCACUUUAUGUGCUUCCCUUGCUGUCAUUCUCUCUUAUUCCAAAGGUGGAUUCUCUGUGACCAAAUCCUCCGUUAACUUAUAUUUUAACCCUUGCUGUUGAUCCCUUGUUUUUUCAAAUUGUUGCUUGUUAAAUGUGUUUUGCUAUUUGCACUUUUAGACAUUGUGUCACCAAUACUUUUUGAAACCGCAUGGAAAAGAAAGAGGUGGAAGUCUGAAAAUUUGGUUUGUCUUGUCCUAACCAAUUUAUGCUAGUUAUGAAAGCUGCUUUAAAUGGUAUUGUCUAAAACUUUUAAUUGAUACAUACUUACCAAAAACAGAAAAGUGGUCUCAUCCUUAAUUGACAGGACUGAUACACACAUUAAACAGUCUGCUUACGAAUUAAUUCUGCCUGUCUUGUUAUGGUUGAUAUUCUUUGUUAAUUAGUUGGUUUGUACUGUGUAAGCAGUGCAUGUGUGCACAAACCUGUGAUAAGACCAGGCUGUUUGAAUAUGGAUGAGUGUAAUCUUAGUGUAAUGAAUAAAACAGCCUUACGAAUAGGUGAGUGACCAAUUUAUCAAAAGAAGGUUAAAGGUAAUAUGUAUCACUUUAAAUGUCAAAACUUGAAGUUACAGGUACUGAGACAUUCUGGGUUAACAGGACAAGAGUUCCUUCUCAGAAAACUCUUUUUACACCUGCGGAAUAAUGUUUUAGGGAAAUGGAAUGGUAUCAUUUCGGUUAUAGGACAUCACUUCUCACAAGGAGUAUCAGUAUACAUGUUUAGAUGUGUGCAAGAAUGCCCAAGUGGAUAAUUAGUAUCUCCUUAAUGAGGUUAUAGUAUUCUUCACUAAGCUGCUAUCUUUUUCUGAAUAUGUAUUUCCUCUAUCUAUGACUAGGUACUGUGGCCCAAUGGUGUGGGACAUGAGUGAACACACUCAAUAAGUGUUAGAGAGAAUGUUUAUCAUUAGCCACUAUUCACACCCCUUUUAUUAUAUAUAUAUAUAUAUUACUCCAGCUUAAAAUACAAAUUUAUAUACAAAUCUGCUAAUUUUUCAGUUUGAUUCUCGUGCUCUUGAUUGUAUGCUGCUUUUAAUCUAGAGUUGUAUUUUAUUUCACAUUUGCCCUUAUUCAUCCACUUAUUUUCACACAUUUAUUUAAGCAUAUUGGAGAUAUAUGCUCUGGGGUCUGGAAGGGGAGGGGUGGAGCAAGAGUUGUCAGACAGUAUCAUUCAGAGCUGAGGGCUAAAUCCAGGAUAAUACCAAGCUCAAAGACGGAAUUAUCUGCACGUUAAGGGACAAGUGAGGUCUUCAGAAACAUAUCCCUGUGUGUGCAUUGUACAUAAUUAUAUAGUAGUUACUGUACAUUUUAACUGAACAAGAGUUUCUGUUUUUACUUUAAAAAUGUUUUGUACUAUAUUGAUCACAUAUAUGCAUUCGUAUGUAUGUAUAUAUUUAUCCAUAGCUGCCAUUUUUAUGAAUUUUCCUGACACAAAAUGGGGAUUUAGUAGAAGGAGCAAUCUGAGGCAAAUGAUAAAGAUGGGAACAAACAGCCUGAACAUUCCGUUGGUUUCUGUGGUGAUUUUUCCACUUUUAGAACUUGCUCCAUAGUUCUUUUUAUAUAACCCUGACUCUGAGAGCCCAAAAUUUGUAUUAAAAUCAAACAACUAAUUCUUGAAGAUUCUGAGUAUAAAUUUGACUCAAGUACCCCAUAUUACUUCUGUUGUGUACCGAUGUGACAAUAAUAUCUUGUUUUAGUAAAUUGGCUCUACUGAAGUCUUAUUGAGAUUGGAAGGUUAUUGCUGAAUUGAAAAUUCUCAUCAUAGUAUUCAAUGUUCAUCCUUCCCUCCGUGACAGUAGUCAGAAAUAUAAAUCAAUUCAAAUUGAUAAUUUAGAGCAGAGGUGCCCAAAAGGAAGACCCCCAGAUGUUUUAAAACUACGACUUCCGUGAUGCUCUGUCAUUCUAAAGGCAUAGGGGUUGUAGUUCUACAACAUCUGCAGAUCUUUCUAUUGAGCAUCCCUGCUUUAGAGUAUAUAUUUUAAAUCAUCUAUGUGACAUUCUUUAGUGCUCCAGGACCUUUUGUGUUUGUGAAAAUAUUUUUGUUGCAUUCUGGAACAAUUUUCAAAGAUUGUUUCCUAGUGUCCCAAGAUAGAAUAACCAGGCGGGUGUUAUUUCAAAUCUCUCCAGAGCAAAUGAGAGGCAUAAGAGAGAGAACUUUCCAGGUAUAACUAGCAACAGUGCUAGUUAUAGAGAUGCGGUAUAGCAAAGAGUUUCCAGCUUGUAUGUCACUUAAUGUUGUCUAUAGAAUGGUAAAUCUAUCUGAUUUAUAUAACUCUAUAUUUAAUACAAAAUUGAAGCAAUUCUAGGACAUAAACCAGUGUAUCAAUUAUCACAAACAUUCCAUCAGUUUCUGUUAUGAGUGUGCCAGAACGGUUCAACGGCCUUGAUAAAUGUGACACACAAUGUUGUUAGAAUAAUUGGAGCUUUUCUGAUUGCUGUUACUUUAUGACCAACUUUCAUUAGAUGCUAAUUUACAAUAUCUCUGUGUUUUCAAAGAUGCCGUAAGUAAACCUGAUGACACAGGUUACAUCUAAGUUACCUAUUUCCAUUAGGCUUUGACUUUCGUUCUUUUGUUGAUAUAAUGUUCCAAAAUAGCAAAUUUUGCCUUACUUUGCUAUGAUAGUUUUUCUGAAUGUCCCCAAAAUACCUGUUCACUCUCUUCCCAGAUGUUUUCUCUGUAAUUAUCUUAUCCUUUUUGCCCCAACAUAUUUAAUCUACACCUGUAGUUCUCAAAAUUUCACCUACACCUGUAGUUCUCUCUUCCCAGAAAUAUUUUAGAUUCCAUCUUCAUUUUGUUCCUUUUUUUCCACAGAUGUCGCUCUCUGAUCUCCCCAGCACUCCUUUGGCCCUUGAAUACCUCAAUGACUUUGAUCUGAUGAAGUUUGAGGUGAAGAGAGAGCCUCCUGAACCACGGGCCACCAGAAUGGCCCCUCCACCUUCCCUUGGGUCAACACCUUGCAGCUCAGUGCCACCUUCACCCACCUUCAGUGACCCUCCUGAGUCAGCAGGCCCCCCUCGUCCUAGUUUGGAAGAGCUUUAUUGGAUGGCAGCUUUACAGCAGCAGAUGGGUGGAGAAGGACUACCACUUACCCCUGAAGAUGCUGUGGAGGUGCUGAUGGGAGGUGCUGGAGCACCCGCUCUUCAGGGGCUGGAUGGUGGGUAUAGGACAGGAGGGCCCCACCCACAUAACUCACACCCUUCUAGUUAUCUCCUGAGCCCGGAAGAAAUGAAUGCACAGCAACAUCAGGUGAGCAAACAAAAGUUUGCAAACUAACGUAAGAAAAUCAACAGUGAGUAAAAAAACAACAACAUCAAUAAGAAACAAAUAACAGUGUGAUGAAAGUAUAAGGUUUCUUUAAAAAGAGUGAACAUGAACUGAAAAGUGGAAAUGAGCAUCUUACAUGUGAAAGGAUACAAAACGGGUGAUAAGUAGUAAAAAAGUGACUUGGAUGCCCCUGGGUGAUCAUGUGCCAUUAAUAGUAUGUGAUGACACAUGAAUCAAUAUCUGUAAAGUGUAAAGUCAAACUGCAGUGUAAUUGUAUGUCUCUUGGUAAUAUAUAAACUUCCCAAAUCCACCACAAUGCAACUCUUAUUAGUAUGUAAACAGCUGUAGAGAGUUUAAAUGUAAUUUGGGACCCCAGGUACACAAUGGGCAGAUAUGUGAUAAUGUACCAUGUGAGUUUAUUUGUGUUUAUCUACUGGAUAUACGUGGCACUUUGAGUGACAGGAUUUGUCAGUACAGUUAUAGCCACAAAGCCGGACAUGUCACUGAUCACUUAAUCUGCUAAUAUCAAGAGAUUGAGAAGAAGAGGGAAGGAGUGAUCGAGGGGAGGUUGGCAGUGGAAACAGAAUGAGUAUUGGUUGGAGUAUUAACGAGAGAAGACUAUGGAGAGUGGCAGUGAAGAAGGCAGUAGUGAAGUAGAAUAAAGAACAGUAGUGUGAAAUGGAGGGAAGCAGUAAAUAGUUAUCAAAUAAUAAAAGACAAUUACAGUGCAAAAAGAAAGAAAACAAGCCAUAGAAGAGUUUGUAUAAGACAGGCGUGGAUAUAGAACACAGAGGAAUCCAGAUUGAAGAUCUAUUCAAGUGAUAUAGAUGUUGAAAAGAAAAGUGAUAGAUCUACAAACAUGGAAGAGAAAAGGGGUGAUUGAUGAAGCCUGUAAUUUCCAAUGUUAAUCUUAUCUCUAACUAGUGAUGUCCCGAACUGUUCGCCAAACGGUUCGCGAACGGUUCGCCACGAACGGUUCGCCACGGACUCAUCAUUGAGUAAACUUUGACCCUGUACCUCACAGUCAGCAGACACAUUCCAGCCAAUCAGCAGCAGACCCUCCCUCCCAGACUCUCCCACCUCCUGGACAGCUCACUAAGAAUGCAGCUUCACAAUGGAUGCUGUCCAGGAGGUGGGAGGCUCUGGGAGGGAGGGUCUGCUGCUGAUUGGCUGGAAUGUGUCUGCUGACUGUGAGGUACACGGUCAAAGUUUACUCAAUGAUGAGUCCACGGUGAACCAUUCGGCGAACAGUUCGGGACAUCACUAUCUCUAACUAUUUAUUUUUACUUUUCCAAUGUUUUAUAUUAUUUUGGCAGCAAUGUUGUAUUAUUGAGUGAUGGAAAAAUGAGUAAAUAAAGUAAAACAGUAUUUGAAAACAUAAUGCAUAUACAUCAUAUAUUUAAUAAAGUUAAGUGAUGGAUAUUGCCCUAUUUAUUAAGAGAUCAAAGGUGUUUAUAUAUAGGCUAUAGGGCUGUGGGAAGAAAGGAGCUAUUGAGAAGAGAAACAAAAUUAGAGAACAAAAACACCAUAGAGGUGUAAUUCUACUAAUCUACAAAAUGUUAUUCUUCUAAAUAUUUUCUCUUUUAGUGUAGACCUGUAGUUCCACCAUUCCCACUGGACACACAUGGAAACUUCAGGAAUGACAGACUUGUGCCACCAGCAUUUAGGUUUAAAGGAACACUAUAGGGUCAGGAACACAAACAUGUAUUCCUGACCCUAUAGUGUGAAGACCACCAUCUAGCCUCCCUGGGCCCCUCAUGCCUCCCUAAAUAUAGCAAGGGGGGCUAGAUGGUGUAUUCAAGCCUGAAGAUGCUGGCUCUGCCCUGUCUGCCUCAGACCAGCAAGCAGUCUGCUGACAUCAUCAGAAGUGGUAGCCUGAUCCAAUCACAACGCUUCUCCAUAGGAUUGGCUGAGACUGACAAGGAGGCAGAUCAGAGGCAGAGCCAGUACAAUUUAAACACAGUCCCGGCCAAUCAGCAUCUCCUUAUUGAGAUGAAUUGAACCAAUGAAUCUCUAUGAGGAUAGUUCAGUGUCUGCAUGCAGAGGAAGGAGACACUGAAUGUUGGGAUGCAUUUUAGGCAGCCAUGACCCAGGAAGGAUCUCUAACAGCCAUCUGAGGAGUGGCCAGUGAAGUUAUCACUAGGCUGUAAUGUAAACACUGCAUUUUCUCUGAAAACAGUAUUUACAGCAAAAAGGCUGAAGGUAAUAAUUCUACACACCAGGACAAAUUCAAUAAGCUGUAGUUGUUCUGGUGACUAUAGUGUCCCUUUAAUGCCAAGGAUCGUUUGACAGAUGGCCAAAACUUUAAAAAGCAAUAAAGUAAAAUCUAUACAUGUGCUAGCAUAUCUGCUAGCACAACGUGCAGAUGAAAUUCAUUGCUCUUUAUUUAAGCCCAAGUUGUGUGCACCAUGCCAUGUACACUUUAAUUGAUAUACCAAUUGUUCUGCGCAUUAUAUGUAAGCAGGAUUAGCAUACACAAAGCUCUCCAGCAGCUGUGUUCCUCCAAGUCUACUGAUAUUUUGCCAGCCUUUGGAUAUCACUAUAGAUUAAAGGAACAUUCUGAGCAACAUAACCACUACAAUAUGCUAAUGGUUUGACAAUUUAUCUACUGGGCGCUGGUCUUUGGGUUAAGCUCAGCGGAGCAGGGUCUAGCUCAUAGGCUGAGAAUGAUGAUCUGUCACUUCCAGCCAUUGAGCUGGCCAUGCACAGCAGAGUUUAGCUCAGAAGAACUAAUAUAACUCAUUGUAUUCCAUAGAGGUAGUGAAUGGCGCCUAACAGACACCAGGGAUGAAGCCAAACAAUUUGCAAGUGGUGUGACAACUUGCAAAGUUGGGGGAGGGGGCACUAAGCCUGCUGUAGAGAUCAUGGUACUUGGAGUGUAACUUUUACCUGGGGAGCUAAUGAUUGGCUACCCCUGAUGUAGGAAAAUGUGUUAAAACCAAAAGACAUUUGCUAGUUGUAUCUAAUUCUCUAGAGAAAAUAUAUAACUGAUCUGAAUAGUAGACAUUUACUGAGUUUUGGUAAACUGUGGAACUUUCUUUACACUAACUUUAACAGACUGUGCUUCAUAGUACAGAAAAUGUGUUCAUUUUCUUAAUGCAAUUUCUCGCUGUGUUACUGUUAAGCCCAUUUUGCAUGCCAUCCACACUGUAGUCAUUAUGUGUUUUAACAUUCUCUUUUUAUUCCUCAGUUAUCUCCCCUGUCGGAACGCUUCUCUGAUGAGCAAUUAGUCGGAAUGUCUGUAAGGGAGUUGAAUCGUCAACUUCGUGGAUUCAGCAAAGAAGAAGCUUUGCGACUCAAGCAGCGCAGGCGCACGUUAAAAAACAGAGGCUAUGCCCAGUCCUGCAGGUACAAACGAGUGCAGCAACGCCAUGUCCUGGAGACGGAGAAGUGUCAGCUGUCUCGUCAGCUUCAGCAACUUCAACAAGAAGUGGCUCGUGUGACCCGUGAAAGGGAUGGCUGGAGGGCACGAUAUGAGAAACUACUGAGCGCCACAGGAGGGGGGACAGGGGCAGAUGUGUUGGGUACAGGGGGAGACACAGGGCCUGGAGCUGAGCUCUUCCUGUGAUUCCAAAACUUAGAAGACUGAAUUCAUAUCAGAGGAGCUGCUGCCAUCCAGGAGAAUGACCCACCUCUGAAAAAAUAGAGAAUCUAACCAUAACAGUACCUAUAAUCCUGGAACUCUAAAAUGAGACACUUUGACACACUGAAAAGUUACACCCAAGCCCAUUAUUUCAUAGAAGGGAGGAAUCAUGCCACUGAUGGCUUGUCCCUGGUAAACAUCCCUCAGAUGGAAUAUGAAACCUCAAACGUAUCAAACAUAUAUACCCCUAUGCCUCUACAGCAGAUACCCCUGCAUUUCAACUAUCCUGCUUUCAAUCUCGAAAACCCUCAUCUUGACAUAGCUGGGGUUUAUGGAAAUCUUCAACAGACUUUGUUCUGCAUCUCAUUUUUUUAUUUUUUUAUUUCUUUCACCAUGUAUCUCAGGCUCUCUGGCAAAAAAUUGCACUUUUACAUUAAAAUGCCAUUUUUCUCUCAGCUACUUCCCUAUAUCUUCUCUGUGUUGGUCUCAUAAGAUACAACCACUGCCACAACACCAAAACAUAUAGUGACCCAUGAGCAAAACGUAAGCUCCUGACCAUCAGUUGUGGGACUGGCUGAGCCUGUCCCUGACACAUAGAGCCUCCCUAUGCUUUUCUUCUUUCAUCUUCCACUACUAUGUAUCCCCUUGCUGGGGGAAGAUAUCAAAAUAUUAUGAUUUUAAUUGAGAGAAAGAAAGUAAAUUAUUGCAUUUUUAUGUGUGUGAUUGUGAGUUUAAAUAAAAUGCAACACUUUGCAGGCUCCUCUCCCUGCACAGAAGGGGCAAAGCUAGUGUGUUAUUAGGCAAAACUGGCUGUGUGUUGUGAACAGUUUUAAGAAUUGUUUUUCUUCUACUUAUUAUUAUUAUUAUUAUUUUGUAUACAAAAAACUAC
Molecule: messenger RNA, 8089 nt
Organism: Pelobates cultripes (western spadefoot toad)
Lineage: Eukaryota; Metazoa; Chordata; Amphibia; Anura; Pelobatidae
Source: the annotation of a GenBank genome assembly